UGCACGUACAAAGAAUAUCAACUCCAAAGAAGCCACAAAGUGGAGCGCAAAGAAGAACAAGAGAGGCAUUGUAUAUAGACUGCUACUGUACAGAGUGAAGAGUCGUUGGAUAAUUAUAUUUUUAGUUGCCGGCGGGAUAGAGAUCCGACAGGAUGCGGUGUGUCGAUUCGCGGGAUAUACACACGGAUAUCAAAAUAAUCAGAGAUCGGUAGAGCAGUAAAAUACCAUACCUAUAUAUAUCGUUCAUUGUAAUUGCUUCGAUCGAGUGAGAACAUGACUCGAGAGUGGCUGCACGCGGUCGUGGCUCGGAGGAACGAGGCUCUGAAGAAUUUCGAGUUCUUCGACGAGGAGACGGUGCCCGUGAAUAUAUCGACGCUUUUCAAGUUGAACCAGCUGACCGCGACGUCGGCAAUCAUCGUCACGGGCUACAUCCCGAUCGACGCCACCAGAUUCUCGCUAAAUCUGAGAUGUAGAGCAUCGGGGUCGAUAGCCUUGCACUUCAACCCUCGGCUCGAUCGCGGCUACAUAGUUCGGAACAGCAAACACAAGGGAUGCUGGGAGGAGGAGGAGACCUGCUCGCCAUUGCCGGCUCGAGGCUACCUUUUCCGGAGAAAUUCCUUUUUUCACCUCACGAUAUUUUGCACCCUCAAUGAAUUUCAGAUCGCGAUAGAUGGAGAACACUUUUGUGCCUUUGCCUACAGGAUUCCGCUGCAAGAAAUCAUCGGCCUCGAGUUCAACGACCAUGUCGAGGAGACGAGGGUCCGACAGACCAACAUCCACGAGUAUCCCGAUCCGCAGAUUUGCAAGCCGACCAGAAUUUUAGAGUUGCGAGACGCCCAGCCACUGAGCGAUAAUUUGGGAUUGCCUGCCGUCAUCGAUCUCCCGCAGGGAUUCGACGUUGGAGCGAAAUUGACGAUCAAGGGUAGACUGAAAUUACUGCCGCACUCAUUCUACAUAAAUCUUCAAAAAGGAAAAAGCGUGUACCCCCAUCCGAUCAUCGCCUUGCACUUGAAUCCACGUUACUACUAUGGAAAUCAGCCGUCGUGUUUAAUCAUGAAUAGUUGGAACAGUGGCAUGUGGGACAAAGAGGAACGCCACGAGGGCCAAUCUUGGACCCCUGGACGAGAAUUUUCGUUAAUAAUCCGCUGUGAGUUCAAUGGCUACAGCGUGUGGCUCAAUGAUAAAUUGAUUGGCGAAUUCCAGCACAGGCUGAAGCCGAUGAUCAUCAAUACCGUCCGCAUCACGGGAGACUUGGUGCUCUACCAGAUGCUCGUCUCAUACCAGUGAAAGAAAACUACGCAAUUCACGCAAACAGUUUCUGCGAGAAAUUUUUCCUGAAAAUGAUCGUACUUUUGC
Messenger RNA from Copidosoma floridanum, 1356 nucleotides. Its product is annotated as galectin-8. Gene Ontology annotation, molecular function: galactoside binding; carbohydrate binding. Lineage: Eukaryota; Metazoa; Arthropoda; Insecta; Hymenoptera; Encyrtidae. The record is from RefSeq and is a predicted model, not a curated record.